Molecule: messenger RNA, 1728 nt
Organism: Ochotona curzoniae (black-lipped pika)
Lineage: Eukaryota; Metazoa; Chordata; Mammalia; Lagomorpha; Ochotonidae
Gene: OTOP1
Product: otopetrin 1
Exons: 6
Coding region: 1-1728 (575 amino acids)
Biological process (GO): proton transmembrane transport; inner ear morphogenesis
Cellular component (GO): membrane
Molecular function (GO): proton channel activity
Source: RefSeq, a predicted model, not a curated record
AUGCGCGUGGGCCAGCCCCCGGUGCCGGAGCACACGGCGGCGCGUAUCGGCGUCCAGCAGAAGCUGGCCGAGGCGCUGAGCAGCCAGUACGGGCUCAACGUGUUCGUGGCGGGGCUCCUACUGCUGCUGGCCUGGGCCGUGCACGCGUCGCGCGUGGGCAAGGGCGACCUGCUGGGCUUCCUGACGGCGCUCAUGCUGCUGCAGCUGGUCUGGAUGCUGUGGUACAUGGGCCGCAGCGCCGCUCAGCGCCGCCUCAUCCGCCCCAAGGACACGCAAGCUGGCGCCCGCUGGCUCCGCGGCAGCAUCACCUUGUUUGCAAUCAUUACCAUCAUCCUGGGAUGCCUUAAAAUUGGGUACUUCGUGGGAUUUUCGGCAUGCUUGUCCGCCACUGAAGCAGUCUUCCCUGUCACACAUGCAGUGCACACUCUCCUGCAGGUCUAUUUCCUCUGGGGGCACGCGAAGGAUGUUAUCCAGUCUUUCAAAACGCUGGAAAGGUUUGGGGUAAUCCACUCGGUGUUCACCAACCUGCUGCUGUGGGCCAACGGUGUCCUCAACGAGUCCAAGCACCAGCUGAAUGAGCACAAGGGCCGCCUUAUCACCCUGGGCUUCGGGAAUGUGACGAUGGUUCUGGAUGACCACACCCCGCAGUGCAACUGCACACCCCAGGCCUUCUGCUCGGCCGUCUCCUCUGGCAUCUACUACCUGUACCCCUUCAACAUUGAGUACCAGAUCCUGGCCUCCACCAUGCUCUAUGUCCUAUGGAAAAACAUCGGCCGUAGGAUGGACAGCCAGCAGCCCCGGCAGAUGCAGUUCAGGUUCCAUGGGGUGGCGGUGGGCUCUGCCCUUGGCCUGGCUGUGCUGGCUGCCACCAUCGCUGUGGUGGUGGCAUACCUGAUUCGGAUUGGGCGCUCUAAGAGCAAGAGCGAGUCGGCGCUCAUCAUGUUCUACCUGUACGCCAUUGCACUGCUGUUGCUCAUGGGGGCUGCGGGGCUGCUAGGCAUCCAGCUCCACCGAAUGGACAACAAGUCGUUGGACGAGUCCAAAAACCCGGCCCGCAAGCUGGACACGGACCUCCUGGUGGGCACAGCCUCCGGUUCCUGGCUCAUCUCCUGGGGCUCCAUCCUGGCCAUUAUCUGUGCUGACACCUGCCCCCCCUACACCUGGUACAACCUGCCCUACUCGGUCCUGGUGAUCGCUGAAAAGUCCAUCCAGAACCUCUUCAUCAUUGAGUCUGUCCACCGGGAGCCCGAAACACUUUCUGAAGACAUCCGAACGCUUCGUGUGGUCACCGUGUGUGGCAGCGACGCCACGCCCUUGCCUGCUGCCUGCCUCCAGAGCAGCCCAGGUGUGGCUGGGGAUCAGGCUCCCCAGGGUGGGCACAGCCCGUGGGUUGCUAACGGCAACACAUGUCUGCCAGAAGCUGGAGGCAAAGAGGAGGAGGAGAGUGGCCAGGCUGAGGCCCUCCACCGAGCCUGCUGCCCCCUCUUGCUGCAGGGCAAUGCCAAGAGGAGCGUCCUGAGGAACGUCACAGCCUUCUUGUUCCUCUGCAACAUUGCGCUCUGGAUCCCCCCCGCCUUCGGCUGCCGGCCUGAAUACGACAACGGCCUGGAGGAGACGGUCUUCGGCUUUGAGCCCUGGAUCAUCGUGGUGAACCUGGCCAUGCCCUUCUCUAUUUUCUACCGCAUGCACGCAGCCGCCUCUCUCUUUGAGGUCUACUGUAAGAUAUAG